UUUUGAGGCAUGUUUAGCUUUAUUUGUUGGAAUUAGUGUUAUUUAGUAUCUUACUGAGUUGGAAUAAAUUAAACAAACUCCAACAUGGCUUUACGGACGUACGGCGAUAAGCCGAUUAGUUUCCAGAUUGAAGAAGGAGGAGAAUUUUAUUGUGUUGGCUCAGAGGUCGGCAAUUACCUGCGGUUGUUCCGUGGGUCUCUAUAUAAAAAGUACCCUGGCAUGGUCAGGAGGACCCUGACCAAUGAAGAAAGAAAGCGUCUGGUAGACAAUGGGCUGGGCCAGCAUGUUCUAUCAAGUUCUGUGUCACUGCUGAAAGCAUCUGAAGUAGAAGAUAUUAUUGAAGGCAAUGAUGAUAAAUACAAAGCAGUAUCAGUCAGUCAGGAGCUAGCGACGCCUCGGGAAAGUAAAAGUAAGAAGCCACAUAACCCGUCAUGGAUGCCUGUGAUGCCAAACUCCUCACACUUGGAUGCGGUGCCUCAAGCCACUCAGAUUAGCAGGACCAGGGUUCACAACAAGAAGGUGCGCACCUUCCCUCUAUGCUUUGACGACACAGACAUGACUGCGAUGCUGGAGAACGCCUCGCAGAAGCAGAUCCUCGUCCCGAUCCGCCUUGACAUGGAGAUUGAGGGCCAGAAGCUCAGGGACACUUUCACUUGGAAUAAGAAUGAAUCAAUCAUAACCCCAGAGCAAUUCGCGGAGGUUCUCUGCGAUGACCUGGAACUGAACCCGAGCACGUUCGUGCCCGCCGUGGCGUCCUCCAUCCGACAGCAGAUCGACGCGUUCCCGAGCGAGCCCCCGGCCAUAUUGGAGGAGCAGAGCGACCAGCGGGUUGUCAUUAAGCUGAACAUACACGUUGGGAACACUUCGCUUGUUGAUCAGGUCGAGUGGGACAUGUCAGAAAAGGAGAACAACCCGGAAGCAUUCGCGACCAAGCUCUGCGCUGAACUAGGCCUAGGCGGGGAGUUUGUGACAGGCAUCGCUUACUCCGUCCGCGGUCAGCUUGGCUGGCAUCAGCGGACCUUCGCCUUCAGCGAGGCGCCUCUGCCUGUCGUUGAGACGCCGUACCGCCAGCCCGCGGACGCGGAGGCCUGGGCCCCGUUCCUGGAGACCCUCACGGACGCGGAGAUGGAGAAGAAGAUCCGCGACCAGGACCGCAACACGCGCCGCAUGCGCCGCCUCGCCAACACCACGCCCGGUUGGUAACACACACGCGCACACACACACACACACACACA
Cydia amplana is the source of this 1235-nucleotide messenger RNA. It is a transcript of the gene Snr1, whose product is annotated as SWI/SNF-related matrix-associated actin-dependent regulator of chromatin subfamily B member 1-A. The coding region runs from base 85 to 1203 and encodes 372 amino acids. Gene Ontology annotation, cellular component: npBAF complex; nuclear chromosome; nucleus. Gene Ontology annotation, molecular function: transcription coactivator activity. Lineage: Eukaryota; Metazoa; Arthropoda; Insecta; Lepidoptera; Tortricidae. The transcript has 7 exons. The record is from RefSeq and is a predicted model, not a curated record. Gene Ontology annotation, biological process: positive regulation of pseudohyphal growth by positive regulation of transcription from RNA polymerase II promoter; chromatin remodeling.